AUGUGGGACUACCGCACCUUCAACACGCGCGCACCAUCCCAGACAAUUCACCACCGACAUCCAACAUAUCGGCGGGAAAGACAACGUGGUCGCCGACCGCUUUCACGUGUGGCCACCAUCAGCUCAGUGCAAAUAACAGCAGACAUCUUCGCCGAGGAUGCCGAGCUGCAGGAACUUCUCAAAGGCAUGUCCUCACUUCAGCUAAAAGAAGUCCCCCUUCCAGGGUGCGACGACAUCGCGGCGACCGUGCUCGAGAUCCCGUACAACUCGCCGCUCCUGGAGUCCCUGGUCGUGUUCCUGCCGGACUCUCCGUUCGGCGGACUCGCGUCGCUCGAGCGGAGUCUCUCCAAGGACAAGAUCAUGGAAUGCCUGGACCACCUUGAGCAGCGGGGUCUCGUCGAUGUGACGCUGCCGAGGCUGAGGCUUUGCUGUGCCACGGACUUCGCUCGACUUCUGCCUUCGAUGGGUGUUCGGGACGCGUUCGGAGCCGCGGCGGACUUCUCCGACAUGACCGGAGCAGGUGCUGCAGGACGGCUGAAGGUGUCGGCCGCCAAGCACUUCGCCGUGUUCCGGCUGGGUCUGCGUUCGGCGGCGGCGAGAAGUGAGGCGCGGUUGACCGGUCUUCCGCCCAUCGCCGACUGUGCGGACGGCCGCAACCUGGAGUUCACGGUGGACCGACCCUUCCUGUUUCUGGUGCUCGGCAAGGACCCCAGCAGCGUCGUCUUCCUGGGCGCGGUCUCCAAACCAAGCGUCUAG
Molecule: messenger RNA, 756 nt
Organism: Rhipicephalus microplus (southern cattle tick)
Lineage: Eukaryota; Metazoa; Arthropoda; Arachnida; Ixodida; Ixodidae
Product: iris
Molecular function (GO): serine-type endopeptidase inhibitor activity
Source: RefSeq, a predicted model, not a curated record